Phaeodactylum tricornutum CCAP 1055/1 is the source of this 1822-nucleotide messenger RNA. RefSeq lists its product with no specific name. Bases 161 to 1642 code for a protein of 493 amino acids. The transcript has a single exon. The record is from RefSeq and is a predicted model, not a curated record. NCBI's taxonomy places the organism in Eukaryota, Bacillariophyta, Bacillariophyceae, Surirellales, Neidiaceae.
CGUAAGUUUGGUUCCCAAUCAAAUAGACACAAUCUACCAAAACGCAAGGAUUAUUUGCUGGCUGUAGCGUCAAUCCUACCAGAGCUAUAGAUACACACAACACACGUAUCACACACACACCAAUACACCAGUGCCACAUAUACAAAGUAAAAAGCACAGCAUGGCACGAACGGCAACUGGUAGUAACGUCGUGACGUUAUCGUCAUCCAACCCCAGAUGUGGUAGUAAUAGUGAUGCUGCUGCGGAGGCAACGGACAAUGCUAUCGUAUUCACGGUACAGAAUCCGAGUCGUUGUCAUCGUCAUCACCGGCGCCGGCCGUGGCGUGUUUGGGGAGUCGGUGUGCUAGCCAUCGUGUGGGCGUCCGCCUCGCACGCCUUGGUACCGCCGACUCGGCGCGCCGUGACGGCCGGACGCACGGAGGCACCCACCGGACGGGGACUCGGCUUUGGACAUUAUUCGUUGUUGUCGUCGUCGUCCACGACGAGUACUACGGCAACCUGCUUGGACAUGUCGAGUUCCUCCGGUGGUUCCGAGAAUCAAUCUCCGACCGAGUUUGAACUCCACGUGGGCAAAGCCCUCGAUACACUCCGCAAUGACUAUCCCAAAAUUCUUACGGAUCAACCGGACUUUUCCAUAUACCACAAGGAUAUUGAAGUGGUGGAUCCGUCGGGAGUCAAAGUACACGGCAUUAAUACCUACAAGGGUUCCUUUCGUCUCCUGCACGCGCUCGUCGCGUUCAUCUACUGCCCCUCCCGAUCCGGAUUAACCUUUCGGCUUUGCUACGACAAGGCUCGUCAGGCGAUUCGGAUUCACUGGAAUGCGCAAGUGGUGCCGCGGGAAAUAUUCGGAGGUUCCCGGACGACUCUGUACGUUGACGGGAUUUCGGUCUACGAAAUGAAUCGCGACGGAGACAUUGUGGCGCAUCGGAUCGAGCAACUGCUCAUGAAUAACACGCCCGUGCAACCCAAAGAAGGAGUCAUUGCGGCCUUGCGACAAGAACACGGUGUCAGUGUGCCCUCCUUUAUUCAAAACAUGGACAGCCGCAGCGGCAAUCACAAUAACAAUAAUAACCAACUCGUGCCCUUUCAAACGGUCAAUCCCUGGGAACGCCACCGGGAACCGCAACUUUUCUCAUUGUCCGCCAUGGAAGCGACUUCCAACGAGAAUCCUCCUACCGACAAUGGCAACAACAAUGCCAACGAGCUGUUGCACGCUCAGUAUCCCGAUCUCGAUUGGCCCGCUCUCGAGGCCAAAAACAAGAGUCGCAAAAAAUUUGGUCUCAAGCCCCUGACUCCCGAAGAGUUUCUGGCCUUGGCAACCGAAAUCCAAAAAAUGGACGCCGAGCAACAAGUCGCCGCCCAAAUGCAGCGGCAACAACGGCAAGAGGCGGCAGCGGCCAAGGAAAAGGACAAGAACAGUUUGUUCAACAAACUGUUCGGUGGUCUCCUGGAAGACACUUGCGAGAGCAACUACGAUUGCGAACGGCCCCUGGUGUGUUGUGAUUUCGGAUUCGUUCAGAAAUGCUGCAGCAGCGGAUCACGGGUGGUGGAUCUGCGUGGACAGCUGGCCCUGAUCCCCGUACCAGCCGACGUGGGAUACGGGCCGGGUGAUCUCGAUCGGAAUCCACCCCGCAACUUUUAAACGGACCCCAGCACGACCGCACUUCAUUUCAAAACAAACACCGAACGGGACCGAAAAGCUGUUUACGGACACCGAACCACACGUGCGCAUUGCGCACGACUACUCUACACGCCUACACGACCAAUUGACAUCCAUCACCCUAUUCUAGUAAAAUAUAGUACAUAGUCUUACGAAACGGUU